CCUGCAACUCAGGCAGGGUUUGAUCAAAACAAAUACAAGCGCCCGUCAAGAGUGCUCGACGACGACGACGAGGGAUCUAAAUCGUCCCUCACCAUUACAUUUGUUUUCCUCUGCAAGUGGGAAGUUUUCUCUGUCGGCUCGGUUCCUUCCCUUCCUCUGCGCAGAGGCAAGAAGAAGAAGAAGAAGAAGAAGAAGAGGGGGUCAGCGAUGGCCUCGAAUUCGCCGACCAACAAUCCGAUUCUUCCGAUGUCGGAUCCCCCGCGGGACGUGGAGAAAGAGAGGCUCCUCCGAGGCGAAGAGAAGCUGUUCCGUGGGUCCGCCAUGACCAAGCGCGGCGCCUACGCCGCCGUUUCUUACAUGUCCUGCGCAGUUCUCUUGGUACUGUUCAACAAAGCAGCCCUUUCUUCCUAUAGUUUCCCAUCAGCAAAUGUGAUCACUCUCUUGCAGAUGAUAUGUUCGUGUUCGUUUCUUUAUAUAUUAAGACAAAGAAAGAUUAUUACCUUCAAUGCAGGCGAAUCAUUUAUUAUUUCUGAUAAUUCCAAGUUACUUGUGCCCUCGAAGACGUUGAUUGACACUCUUCCUCUUGCAGCAGCCUAUUUGUUGUACAUGCUAGCAACGAUGGAAUCUGUUCGUGGUGUAAAUGUUCCAAUGUACACCACGCUAAGGCGGACCACAGUUGUAUUUACCAUGGUGGCGGAAUAUAUUCUAGCUGGACAGAAAUAUACAUCACCUGUUAUUGGAAGUGUUGGGUUGAUCGUUCUUGGUGCAUUUAUUGCGGGAGCAAGGGACUUAUCAUUUGACUUCUAUGGGUAUUUCGUUGUCUUCCUAUCAAACAUCACUACAGCUAUAUAUCUUGCAACAAUUGCCGGCAUAGGUAAAUCCAGUGGGCUCAAUAGCUUUGGGUUGAUGUGGUGCAAUGGGAUUAUAUGUGGACCAGUGCUCCUGUUCUGGACAUAUAUUCGAGGGGACCUAGAGAUGACUUUCCAUUUCCCUUACCUGUUUUCAUUUGGUUUCAUGGUUGUGCUGCUGUUCUCCUGCAUAUUGGCUUUCUUCUUGAAUUACAGUAUAUUCCUAAACACCACUCUCAAUUCAGCGGUAACACAGACCAUCUGCGGCAAUCUAAAGGAUCUCUUCACAAUUGGACUUGGCUGGAUAAUAUUCGGCGGGCUUCCUUUCGAUAUCCUGAACGUGUUAGGGCAGCUCCUUGGUUUUGUGGGCUCUGGCCUGUAUGCUUACUACAAGCUCGUCGGAAAGUGAUUCCUGAGGCGUUGAACUUCUCAGGCACUCCUUUAUUGUUCGUAAGAGCCCAGUCCGAGGUUCAGGAAACACUGGAGGAAACUUCGCAAAAGUGAUGUCUACGGAUAGCUUAUCAAGUGAGGAAGCCAGCGAGUCAAACAAGACACGAAUCAUAGCUUAAAUGAAGAAGUUAUAGGCAGCCAAAGUGACAUAGUCAGGAAGACUGCGGUGACAGAACGCUGUUCAAGAUUCCAAUAUAAUUUGGCUCAAGUCAAUGUUGUGCCAGCCUGUGUCUUUAAAUAUGGAUAUCUGUAAUCAAGGGGGUAUAUUUGACAUUUUGGUAGAUAUUCUUUUGUUAUUUAGGUUAGGCAAGAUUUUAGGAUCUUUUGGGGGUCAUAUAUAGAUUUCGAGGCCGCACAAUAUUGGGAGGCUAGAGCACGAAUUUUCAAAGAAAGCUCGGUGCAAGGAAUGAGAGAAAGAUCAAGAAGACAUUCGUGGAUUUGAGCAGACGGACCAGAUUUAUUCUUCUUCUUUGAUCCUAUCUCAGUCUAUUGUUUUGAAACUAUGUCUUUGAUUAAUUCGAUGUUGCUUUUGAUAAACAUGAGGAGCUAAAUUUCUUUUUCUAGGGUUAUCAAUGUAACCUAGCAUUCGAUUUCUA
Messenger RNA from Punica granatum (pomegranate), 1894 nucleotides. The record is from RefSeq and is a predicted model, not a curated record. Lineage: Eukaryota; Viridiplantae; Streptophyta; Magnoliopsida; Myrtales; Lythraceae.